Molecule: messenger RNA, 2403 nt
Organism: Zophobas morio
Lineage: Eukaryota; Metazoa; Arthropoda; Insecta; Coleoptera; Tenebrionidae
Gene: neb
Product: kinesin-like protein KIF14
Exons: 2
Coding region: 103-2241 (712 amino acids)
Biological process (GO): microtubule-based movement
Molecular function (GO): ATP binding; microtubule binding; microtubule motor activity
Source: RefSeq, a predicted model, not a curated record
UAGCUAUCUGGCUGUCAUUUUUUGAAAACGGUUGGUUUAAAAAACUUGAAUAUGAACACGUUUAUAUAAUUUUAUUAAUAUAUUAAGUAGACUAAUUUAAAAAUGGCAUUGCCUUUACCUACAACUCCGAAAACUCAAUUUGCUACUCCUAAAAGAGUGAGGACGAUACGUACACCGUUAAUGUUAGAAAAUUCGGAAAACUUUGUGGUCCCGACUACCCCAAGAAGUCAGCUUGCCACUCCAAAAUUUAGUAAAGCAGUUGGUUCUUUGGUAAGCACACCUGAAUGUUUUAAUACCGUGACAAUCGAAACACCAAAUAAUAAUGCCCCAGUGAAACGAAGAAGUAGUAAAGGUGUCUUCGAUCAAGUCAGUAAUUUAACAGUCGCAGUACGAAUUCGACCAAUGAAUGCAAAGGAACUUGCAUGUGUGGGUUCUGCAGACGUUGUAAAAGUUAAAAAUCAAGACCUGAUUAUUCGCUCCAAUCCUUUGGGCAAUUCAUCAAUGAGUCUCGACCAUGUCUUUCAGUAUGAUCACAUAUUUUGGUCAUGUGAUGAAACAAAAUCAUUGUAUGCAAGUCAGAAAGAUAUUUUUGCGACUAUUGGAAAGCCUUUACUUAAUAGCGCAUUUCGAGGCUACAACGCUUGCCUUUUUGCUUAUGGUCAAACUGGUUCAGGGAAAAGUUUCAGUAUGAUGGGAGCAAAUACUUGUGAAAUUGCUGAUAUAGAUUCAGAAGAAUUUUCGGGCCUAACUCCACGAUUUUGUCGGGAGCUAUUUGAAAGAAUUUCAAAUUUGAAAUCGGAUACUACAGUAUCAGUAGAAGUUAGUUAUUUUGAAAUUUAUAAUGAGAAGAUCCAUGAUUUACUUGCCAGUCCAAAUGUGAUAAAUAAACUGCCUUUAAAAGUAAGAGAACAUCCCGAAUGGGGUCCUUAUGUUGUGGAUUUGAGUGUUCAUACAGUGAAGUCAUAUAACGAGCUGAGAAAUUGGUUAAUCUUAGGAAAUAAAAGCAGAGCUACCGCUGCGACUACAAUGAAUGAAAAGUCAUCGCGAUCUCACAGUAUAUUUUCAAUUGAAUUAAGUCUUACAGAAGGUUUGGAUGAUAGUGAUACUAGUAGAAGAAGCAAAGUUAGUUUAGUGGAUUUGGCGGGAAGCGAACGCUUAGGUAGUUCCCAUAACAGUGAUGAAAAGAUUCGACAAGGAGUCAGUAUUAACAAAUCACUCCUGACUUUAGGAAAAGUUAUUUCUGCUUUAGCAGACCACAAGAAAAACAUAUUUGUGCCUUACAGAGACUCAGUUCUGACAUGGUUGCUAAAGGAAAGUUUAGGAGGAAACUCAUUAACCUGCAUGUUGGCCACAAUAACACCAGCAAACAGUAAUCUGGAUGAAACCCUAGCCACACUUAGAUAUGCAUGUCAAGCAAGGUCAAUUGUUAACAGAGCAAGAAUAAAUGAAAAUCCUCAUGAUCGCUUAAUUCGGGAAUUAAAAUCAGAAGUCCAAAGACUAAAAGCUUUAAAACAAGAUUAUGAACGACAUUCCCUACUAAAUUCUUCUUUCACUGCCAUGAAUAUUAGUAACAAUGAAGAACUGGAAGAAUUAAGGAAUAAAUUAUCACAGGCUGAAGAAAAAUUGUUAUUUGCUGAAAACAAUUGGAAGCAAAGAUUUAUGGAAAGCACAGAACUGCAACUAAAAGAAUUGGCAGAAUCUGAAAAGCGACGAGAAGAAUUAGAAUCAAAAGUAAGAAUAAUGGAAUGUGCAGACAAAAGUGUGGACUUGUCACUAUAUAAAACAAAUUUUUUGGAAGAAUUGGAGGAUGUUCUAACUGAAGAAGUAACCAGUGAAAGUAAAUUUGUUGAAAAAAUUUCUGAAUGGUGUUACCAAAAUAAGUUACAGUGUAGAAUUUCACCUUCUAUGAUAACAAUUGUAGACAGUGUUAAUCAGAAGCAAACAGUAUUAAUGACCAAAGAUUCAAAAAAGCUAGGUAAUUUUCAAAGCGUUGGUGAAUUUUUACAAAGUUUAACGUGGACAGAAAUUAAAAACAAAUUUCGAAAAUUAAGUAAGAAUGAAGUUUUAUCCUCCUUAGACCAAAUUUAUCAAGCAUUAAACAAUUUACAACCUUCUGAUAGUGAUAAUAACUUGAAUCUGUUGUUUGCUAGAGUCAAUAAAUCGCUGCAAGCUUUUGAAGCUGCAUUAUUACAUAAUAUAAACAAAAAUCACUGUCAAAAAACUGUGAGUUUUAAUUUGUAACUUGUGUAGUAUGUUUUAAAUGUUUUAUAUUUUUAUUUUGUUAACUGUGACUAAUUAAUGUAAAAAUUUAAAUCGACGAAUAAUAAAACUAAUGUUCAAUGCACUGAGUGGUUUUACAUUUUUUAAACACUACAACAGAGAGAGAGCCUUAGAAUGAAGCCU